GGUCGAUUUCUGCCUGAUGGGAGACCGUUUCCGGGAGUAUCUCAGUUGGUACUUCCCGGAACUUUGGGUCGUCUGCACUAGCCACGGGACCCGUUCGAAGGCCGGCGGUCUUACCCUUACAAGCGCCGGAAGAGCAUCCUGGAGCUUGGAAUUUCAACUCUGCAGCUCUCUCGAAAAGGAAUUCAAUCGAUACAACACGGCCGUGGAGAAUCUCAAAGAAUGGGUUCUUGCCACCAAGAUCGGGAGUACCCAGGGUGCCCAGAGAAUGACAGACGCUCGAGAGGAGUAUCUUGAAGCCGCUGCGACUCUCCACAAGAUGCCUGAGGACUUCAAUGCCUGGAUCUCACGUUGGGAUGGCCUCGCAUCGUACGCGGGUCGAGGGCGCAAAGCGAUGGAAGCGCCGAUGGCGAAUGAAAGCGCCCACGCGUCGAGCGUGGAGCGUAGCAGCAGCGAGAGCGUAACGAAGAAGCAAAUCGACAGUGAACGAGCGAGCUUCGAAGAGAAGAUUACCAACUUGGUCCCUCCCGAGAAGAUCGAGGUUAUGGGGGUUUUAAUGGAGCGCUGGUAG
Pseudomassariella vexata is the source of this 568-nucleotide messenger RNA. RefSeq lists its product as uncharacterized. The transcript has 4 exons. The record is from RefSeq and is a predicted model, not a curated record. Lineage: Eukaryota; Fungi; Ascomycota; Sordariomycetes; Amphisphaeriales; Pseudomassariaceae. The coding region runs from base 17 to 568 and encodes 183 amino acids.